CUGCACAGUACGAGUCCUCCCAGGCGCCUUGGGGGUGGUGCUCGCGCUCUGCUGGUUACGCUUACGGCUGCAGGCUAGUUCCGGAAGGGCUGCCCAUCUCCAACCAAUCGCCCUCGCUUGAUAUCGCCGUUCGUCUCUUAUCUUCAGCCAGCACACGACCUUCACUUCUCUCUCACCAGCUGCAACAGUCCAAACAUCAACCCAUCAUAUCCACGGGGUAUUCAUUCGCUGAAACCAUCUCCCCCCCUCCAAAAUCCCCAGACGGUGCUCCGUAACAGGGCUGCAUCAUCAUGCCAUCCGCUGCGUCUUCCUCUGAUCUAUUGUUCCCUCUAUUAUUGCUAUCUCAGUUGCUUCACUCCCAGCUGCCUCUCUACAGAAACCCCUGAUUCAGCCUUAUUCGAUCCACCCUCUGCUCUAGGCUGCUCCGGCAUGCCCCCCGGAUCCGAUUCUCUCGUCCGCCGAUAUUCCUAAUCAACAAAUAUCUACUCCUCCAGGUCUCUCCCCCGUAGACCAUCCUGCGGACAUCGCCAUGAUGAUGGUCCCUAGGGCUUUCGCCCACAACCCACUGGCACAGAGGCAACAAACCAUCGACUUCAAUGAGAAAGAGAAGGACAGGUUAUCAUCCCGAAGGCAGCCGCGAGACACCGCCCCUCGACCACCUCCUACCCGUUCAGCUCUCACCCAAGUUCUUUCUCAAGAGCCAGCCGAUUCUCCCCUCAGACCCUCCUCAGACCCCGUCAGGAUACCUUCGCGGACAACGGAGACACGGACUCACAUCAUACCUCGACAGCCAGUCAGCUCCUCCCAGUCGUCAAGACAUCUCUCGCCCGGAAUUGCCGGUUCUCAGUCACUGGAAAUUCCAAGGAGGAAACAAUCAGCCCACGAGGUCUUGACCUCGACUACUAUUCCGGUUCGACGAAAGCCCAAGCAAAGAUCGAGCCAACGCCUGCCAAACUGUGAUUACGUCGCAGAUUUUAGUAAACUCUUGAGGGAUGAUGUACUGCCUAGCACUGAUGCGAGUCCAUCAGGGAGUUGGACAAACCCACAAUUUGAAGGACUGUUUGGAAAUAUUGACGGCCUCGUCGAGGGCCAAAUGAUUGUGGGGAGUGAGAGCCUCGACCCGGGGAUCCUGUCCGCGAGAUCACUCUCGACCGAAUCGAUGCCUUCUCUAUCUUCACCAGACGACUUUAGCAGUCUUUCUCCCGCAACCAUCAGGUCUCCUUCUGAUCAGCGGUUGCGGCAAAUGGCCAGUUCAGAGGAUUGCAGCAACGAGCAUCCCCUCCUGCCCAAGGACGAGGAUGAGAAUUUUAGUGGAGCGUCGACGCCCGAACUUAUCAUUUCACCACCGGCCAGGAUGAGACGAAGGCCAAUCAUCCCUGAUAAAAGACAAAGUUCGUUCAAGUCGAGUCUGACGGCAUCUCUCAAAGCGCUCAAGUCUGCUGCUCAAACCGUAUCUGAUUUGGCAAGCUACCCGCCGCCGAUGCAACCAGACGAGCUCCUUACAAGAUCUGUCUUCGAAUUCAGGCCCUCCCUCACCGACGACCGACGACCUCCGCCAUCAGACGAACCACCCUCGGCAGCACUCAGAAGGUAUCUGAACCCACGUACAUUCGUCCCGCCUGACUCCCCCGCCCAAUUGCAUUUCUGGGUCGACGAAAAGCCCAUUGCACCUUCAUCAUCUGGUUUGGACACGCGACCAAAACUCAAAAUCAAGAAGAAAUACCGAAGUCAGAGAUCGCUUGCCCCUCCUGCCAACGAAGCUGCCCCAUUUCUGGCUUCCAAGAGUGUCGUCUCCCAACUCCCCCCUGUCGUCCAGCUUGCAACAUGCAUUCCCUCGACGAUCCGCACCGCGCACGCCUCUAGCCCGCCAACUUGGCUCGAACCUGACGGCACUCCGAGCAACAAGUACCGUGCCGCCCAGACGUUGUGGGCCGAUCCCGAGAAUGGCAUAGAAGAAGGUCAGCCGCGAUCACGCGAGCCUCGAGAGAAUCGAGAUUUCUUACGAGUUUUUGUGUGUGAGAUGAACAUGCGCAAGAGUGGAAAAUUGAGCGACGAUGCCGUGGGCCAUGCAAAGUUAUGGUUGCCGCCUGUUGAUGAGACGUCGAAGAGCAAAGACAAGGAGUCGGGUGACCUGGACGGGAAGAAGGCUGUAAAAGGGAAGGGAAGAAUGAUAGACGCGAGGGAAAGGUGGAGGAGUUGGUCAAUCGAAGAUUUGUAACACCUUACAGAUGGAUGGUUCGUUCGGAGAUUGCUGUUUUUACCUAGGUGACGGCGGCCUGGAGCAUAGAAUUGACAGGGAAGGGACACGGACCCGGUCCCCAAAGGACCACCAUGACGAAUGAUGACUGCAAGCGAUGAAUACCGGCUACUGGAUGAAUGCAUGAAGUGAAGCGAGCCCGGUCGAAUCCCUUUGGGGAGGACAAAAGAAACUGUACAAUACAUCAGCAUUGAUCUUUUUCCUGUACAACGAAACAAGGAUUGUUGGGCUUCAGAUACGACUCGGACCUUGUGAGGGACCCGUGACGAAAGGAAGUUGUCUCUAUGGAAAAGUAGUCUGAGCGCUGUUUCGCGAUAGGUAUUUGUACGGAAUACAUGCCUUGAGAUGGCUGGAUAUUCAAUACUACGUUCACGGCAUGUUUUAGGAUCCCCGACUGCCGAGGGCAUGGAGGGGGAACAACUCCC
Cladophialophora immunda is the source of this 2682-nucleotide messenger RNA. RefSeq lists its product as uncharacterized. Lineage: Eukaryota; Fungi; Ascomycota; Eurotiomycetes; Chaetothyriales; Herpotrichiellaceae. The transcript has a single exon. The record is from RefSeq and is a predicted model, not a curated record. The coding region runs from base 530 to 2218 and encodes 562 amino acids.